Pneumocystis murina B123 is the source of this 797-nucleotide messenger RNA. RefSeq lists its product as hypothetical. Gene Ontology annotation, biological process: phosphatidic acid biosynthetic process. The transcript is spliced from 3 exons. Lineage: Eukaryota; Fungi; Ascomycota; Pneumocystomycetes; Pneumocystales; Pneumocystaceae. Gene Ontology annotation, molecular function: ATP-dependent diacylglycerol kinase activity. Bases 69 to 797 code for a protein of 242 amino acids. Gene Ontology annotation, cellular component: endoplasmic reticulum membrane. The record is from RefSeq and is a predicted model, not a curated record.
UUUUUUUUUACUACAAAUCUCAUUAAAUUGUCUUUAUCUCUUAGAGAUUUUUUAGCCUAAAAAAAUCGAUGGUCCACAGUAAAAAAAAAGUCUGGAAGCUAAAUUCAAAGAAUGUCCAGUCUCAAUGGUAUAGAAAAUGGAUUAUAGAGUGGGAAGUUCCUAGAAAAUGUGUUCAUUCUUCUAUAGGAGUAAUUACAUUGGAGUUUUAUAGGCAAAGAUUUGAAGCAACCAUGAUUACACCAUACUUAGUUAUGUUAUUUAUACCAGCAUUUGGAUGUGAUCUUAUACGGUUUUCAGUGCCUAAAUUUAAUCAUAUGUAUAUAGCAAUUCUUGGGCCAUUGAUGAGACAGAAUGAAAUUAAUACAUGGAAUGGAGUUAUUUUUUAUCUUAUAGGUACAUGGACAGUUUUAAUAAUAUUUCCUAAAGAUAUUGCAGUGAUAUCUAUUCUUUUACUUGCCUGGUGUGAUACGGCGGCAUCGACGAUGGGGAGGAUGUAUGGACAUUAUGGACCUUUAAUUCGUCCGGGAAAAUCAUUAAUUGGAACAAUUGCGGCAUGUAUUGUAGGGAUGCUAUCAGUUUAUUUAUUUUGGGGAUGGAUUGCUCGUUUCGAUGAGCCAAAUUUAUCAUGGCAUCCAUCGAGUCGAUUGAAUAUUCAUGGAUUAGCUUUAUUGACGGGAUUAAUUGGAGGAUUUACGGAGCAGCUUGACUUAUGGAAGUUGAAUGAUAAUUGUGUAAUUCCUGUAAUGAGUGGAAGUCUUUUGUAUAUUAUUUUAAAGAGUAUUAGUAUAUAUACUUAA